Megalobrama amblycephala (Wuchang bream) is the source of this 1692-nucleotide messenger RNA. RefSeq names its product fat storage-inducing transmembrane protein 1. The record is from RefSeq and is a predicted model, not a curated record. Gene Ontology annotation, cellular component: endoplasmic reticulum membrane. Lineage: Eukaryota; Metazoa; Chordata; Actinopteri; Cypriniformes; Xenocyprididae. The transcript has 2 exons. Bases 699 to 1658 code for a protein of 319 amino acids. Gene Ontology annotation, biological process: lipid droplet organization; phospholipid biosynthetic process; lipid storage.
UUAAUAACUUUAAUCUCGAGAUGGUUUUAUUUUUUUAUUAUUGCUUGGCCCUAAUCCACUUCCGUAGGGAACAUAUUAAAUAUGGGAACAUAUUAAAAUUAAAUAAAAAAAAAAAUCCAUUAUAUAACCCUUUUAAAAAAUCUUACUGACAAACUUUUGAGCAGUAGUGAAUAUACAGGAAAGUGGGGGAAAAAUACCUUGAAUGAACACAUUUAUUACAGUAAUCAUGUAGUCCAUAUAGUUAUCAGUUCUAUAUUUAUAUAUCAGAUUAUAUUGUUGCAGUUCAGCAAAUAUAGAGUAAAAUGACCCUAUUGUACUUUAUUUUAAUCUAUACUAUAGAUUACAGAAAACCUGUUAGUUGAAUCACAGACCCAUAUAAUAGUAUUAUGCAUUUGAAAGAGCCCACUUCCAGAGGCUAAAUACAGUUUAAAGCACAAAGGGAAUGUUGCUGCACUGCUUUAUAUCACACACACAUGUGUGAGGGGUACAACAAGCUGAUAAGAUGGGAAUGUUCAUGUUGGGAAAUGUUGUCAGGGAGUCAUUGAGUGAAAGGGUAAAUGAUGAGAAGUGUGACAUAAACCAGCAGGAGGAACUCAGCUGUGAAAACAAAAGGGAAGCUAAUAACACUGCUGACAGAUGGUAGAACAAUCUAAUUUCUGUCUUUCUCUCAAUUUGUGCUGUUAGUGGAUUUGUUGGACAUGCACUGGAAGUACUGCCCUGAGCAAACCAAGAUGGAUCAUUGUGGACUAAAGGAGAUACUUUAUAAGAUCCAUAACUCUGCCAGCAGGCUUCUGUACUCAGCUCUGGUGCUGUUUACUGAUCUCACAGCUGGAAUACUUGGUCAUCUGUUAUUCAGACGGCAUUUUCACUUCCUAAUCUCUGUGCUGGUGCUGUUUGGACCUGUUCUUAGUCUCUGGGUAUCCAAGUACAGCAUAUUUGGCAACAAGAACCACUACCUGUACAGGGUAUUCCUGCAUUCCUGCUGGGGCUGGACCUGUAUAUUAUGUGGCUCUUUCGUCUUUCUUCUGUCAUACUGCAUCAGUAACUCUCUUAUUCACUCAGUCCGUCACCUCUCUCGGCUUGCUGUGGCCGGGACUCUGUGGACAGUAUUCCGUCGUGUUCUCUCCUUCCUAGUGGACGCCUCAGGAAGCUGUUUUGAGCCAUUACAAAGCACCACAGAAGUCCGCAGGAACCCCGGGGAGCUCCUGGACUCUGAUACAGGCCCCUUAUUACUACUGAGAGAGGAGAAGGGUAAAGCAGCCUGCCUUAAGGCUGGGCUACAAUGGCAGGGAUGUGAGGUGUCUGAUGACAUCUUGAUUCUUAGUUUAUGUUGUUUGAUUCUUGCUGAGGAAAUUGCUGUUUUUGGGCCCUGCAUGGCUCUAGGAAAGCCUCUGGGGGCGCCGCUGAGGAUUCUCUUCAUGCUGUGCGUGUUGUUGAUGAGUCUCUGGAUCUUCCUGAUUCUCUGCUUGUUAGCGCACUUCCCACUGUUCCCUUCCCAGCUGGUUGGAGGAGCUCUUGGGUAUCUGGGAUGGAAGGCACUUUAUAAGGGCUGGUAUGUUUUAAAGCCCGGCUGGUGCUGUCUUGGAAGACCAAAAGCUUUGUGUUUGGACAUCACGAGUAAAACUGCAGUAAAUGUGUCAUGCAUGUUGAGGAAAUAAGUAAUUGCAUAUAUAUAUAUAUAUAUAUAUAUAU